Molecule: messenger RNA, 993 nt
Organism: Frankliniella occidentalis (western flower thrips)
Lineage: Eukaryota; Metazoa; Arthropoda; Insecta; Thysanoptera; Thripidae
Product: protein patched-like
Exons: 4
Biological process (GO): smoothened signaling pathway
Cellular component (GO): plasma membrane
Molecular function (GO): hedgehog family protein binding; smoothened binding; hedgehog receptor activity
Source: RefSeq, a predicted model, not a curated record
GGCAAGGCGGGCGGCCGGCGCGGCUCCCUGUGGAUGCGGGCGCGGCUGCAGGCGCACCUGUUCGACCUGGGGUGCUCGCUGCAGCGCCACGCCGGCAAGGUGCUGUUCGUCGCCAUCCUGGUCCUGUCCACCUUCUGCGUCGCCCUCAAGUCGGCCUCCGUCCAUACCCGCGUGGACCAGCUGUGGGUGCAAGGGGCCUCCUGGAACCUCCAGUCUGAUUGUGAGCCCACUCUACAGCUACAGGGGCCUCCUGGAGCCUCCAGUCUGAUUCUGAGCCCGCUCUACAGGGGCCACCUGGAGUCUCCGGUCGUAAUUUCUCCGGACAUCGGCGCGGAGUUGACGGGCGGGUGCUACGGCUUCGCGGCCAAGUACAUGCACUGGCCGGAGGACCUGGUGGUGGGCGGCGCCAAGAAGAACAAGACGGGCCACAUCCAGCGCGCCUCGGCCCUGCAGACCGUCAUCCAGCUCAUGAGCGAGCGGGAGAUGUUCGAGUUUUGGAGCAAGACGUACAAGGUUCACCACGUCGACUGGACGCAGGAGAAGGCUGCCCUCGUCCUGGACGCGUGGCAGCGACGCUUCUCCGACGAGGUGCGCAAGGCCAUGAAGAAGGACAUCCGAGACCUGGGCGUGACCUCGCCCUACAACGUGUUCGCCUUCUCCACCGCCACGCUCAACGACAUCCUCGGCCAGUUCUCCGAGCUCAACGUGAUCAAGAUCGCCAUCGGUUACGUGCUCAUGCUGGUGUAUGCCGGAGUGUCCUUGCUGCGCUGGCAGGACCCCGUGAGGUCGCAGGCGGGUGUCGGUAUCGCCGGGGUGGUGCUCGUCUCCAUCACGGUCGCCGCGGGGCUGGGCUUCUGUGCACUGCUGGGCAUCGCGUUCAACGCGUCCACCACCCAGAUUGUGCCCUUCCUCGCCCUCGGCCUUGGGGUGGAUGACAUGUUUCUCAUCACUGCGUCUUACGCUGAGCAGGAUUUGACUGAAGUUAAAUCACAC